AUGAAAAGUGAUAAUCAAGUACAUAUUUUGGGUAUAAUUGGUGAGCAUUCAUAUCCAAUGAGCAAUAACAUUCAAAUGGCUGCACCUCAAUAUCAUCAUUUUACAUUUGAAAUGUGUGAUGAUAUCGAACUUCUUGCUGCUAUGGUAAAAGCAGAGAAAGGAGAAUUAAGUGAUGCAGGUGCUACCUAUAAAGAGCUAAUGCGUCAAAAACAGGAGAUGCCCAGAGGGUUAAAACCUAAAAUUGUUUAUAUAGAUGCGAAUCUAGCAAUUACUGGCGCAAUUGAAAACUUUGGUAGAGAAAAGUUUAGAGAUUUCUUUUCAAGUUUUUGUCAGGCACGCAAUAGCAUCACUGAAACUGUUUAUGAGAGAAAGUGGCAACAGGUCUUGGAUUUAUUUCCUGAGGCACAAUUUUAUCUAAGGUGUCAGCUUUAUCCUCAUCGUGAAGCAUGGGUUCUUGCUUUCACACAUCAGUCUUUUAAUUAUGAAGUAGUAAGCAUAAUCGAACAGCAUUUAAUGAGGGAGUCACAGUUUGUGAGAUUCAAUGAGAUCAAUGGAGAGCUACCACGCAUUAUGCAUGCAACUUAUCGAGAUCACUAUUUUAUGGCGAUUGAUAAGGCUUGCACUAAAUUUCUUAUACCAGCAAUACAAAAGUUGUAG
Molecule: messenger RNA, 657 nt
Organism: Cetraspora pellucida
Lineage: Eukaryota; Fungi; Glomeromycota; Glomeromycetes; Diversisporales; Gigasporaceae
Source: the annotation of a GenBank genome assembly